AUGGCGAUUAGGCAUCCCGGGUUUUACUUUCAACCCACCGACGAACACCUCUUUUUCCAUUACUUGUUGCAGAGGCUGAAUCAAGAACCUCUGCCCGAUCCAAACGUUGUCCGCGAUUGCAACGUGUACGGCGGUGAUCCCUGGAAGAUCUUCGGCAAGGAUAGGGACAAGAAGUUCUAUGUUUUCACUGUAUUGAAGAAGAAGAACAAAUCGAGAGUGGAUAGGACUGCUGGCUCGGGUACUUGGAAAGGUGAACGGAGUGACGACAUCAGGGAUUCGCAAGGUAAACUAGUUGGCUACAAGAAACUCUUUUCUUUCAAAUCGAAAGCUAGAUUGAGUGCAAAAGCCGACAAGGCCGAGAAUGGGCACUGGAUCAUGUGCGAGUACUCGACGCAUCCACACAAUGAAACCGAAUGUGUCCUAUGCGUAAUUAGAAACAAAUACGCCGAGAAAGUAAACAAAAACGGGUGCCGUAAUCUGCACGGCCGCGUGCAACUUGAGGAAGAGAAUCGACGAGCAAAGAAGGCGGCACGCCCACUCCGCUACGAUCACGCAAAUGCCAUCGACGAUCCUUCCACGGCAUUGCCACUCUCAACUCCGGCCGCUGCUCAAGCUCGACCGGCUGCUUCCCCAGCGAUCAACGAAGACGCUGUCCCUGAUCCACCUCCGACCGUGACUCCAAUUGUGACGUGGACCGUUCCACAAUAUAUCUGCUGCGAUGCAAAUUAUGUCAAUUCACUUCCUACGACCACUACGACAGUGCAACAAGAUACUUGUGGUUUCGGUUCCCUGGCCUUUGGCGGCACUGCGUGCCUCAAUCCUACGACGACAGCGGCAGUGGCUGUGCAAGACGACAUCUUCUACGCCGCUGAUUCCCAGGCUUUCGCAGCAACGGAAACACCAAUCCUCUUCCUCCAGCGGCAGCGAACAUGCAAGGAGAUACCUGCAACGCGGCUUGCCGGGCUUUCGGCGGCCCAAUUGCCGAUCUGCUUCCUACGACCAGCACGGCCGCACAAGGGGUUGACCGUAAAUGGGCGCAUCAGUCAAUGA
This is a messenger RNA of Syzygium oleosum, 1050 nucleotides long. Its product is annotated as NAC domain-containing protein 58-like. The transcript is spliced from 3 exons. Gene Ontology annotation, molecular function: DNA binding. The coding region runs from base 1 to 1050 and encodes 349 amino acids. Gene Ontology annotation, biological process: regulation of DNA-templated transcription; system development. Lineage: Eukaryota; Viridiplantae; Streptophyta; Magnoliopsida; Myrtales; Myrtaceae. The record is from RefSeq and is a predicted model, not a curated record.